This is a messenger RNA of Theobroma umbraticum, 1625 nucleotides long. Lineage: Eukaryota; Viridiplantae; Streptophyta; Magnoliopsida; Malvales; Malvaceae. The record is from RefSeq and is a predicted model, not a curated record.
GCAAAAACUCCAAAAACUUUUCGAACACCAAAGAAGUUUCUCUUUAUUCCUGCGACACUGAUCUUUGUCCCAAGGUCUGCGAUGGCUUGCACGAGUUGGCUCCACCUCCACUCUCCUUCUUUAACGCGCGUUUUCGUUCCCAUUCUCCACCACCCAACCGCUCUCUCGACCGCCUUCCUUCACCGGCUCAACCGUUUCACUUCACCCGCGCGGUUCAUCUCCUCGCUAAAUCAAACCAAUCCUCAGCUGACUCCUGUCCACGCUCAAGCCAAGCGAGGCUUCUUAUCCAAAGACGACGAAGUCGCUUCCAUGGAGGAUCUUCGGUUCGAUUCGCCGCUGAAAAUAGUGGAGUAUCCCGACCCGAUAUUGAGGAAGAGAAAUAAACGAAUUGAUACUUUCGAUGAGAAUUUGAAGAAGCUUGUCGAUGAAAUGUUCGACGUUAUGUACAAAACUGAUGGCAUUGGUCUGUCAGCUCCCCAAGUAGGAGUUAAUGUUCAACUUAUGGUGUUUAAUGCGGUUGGCGAGCGAGGUGAAGGACAAGAAAUCGUCCUUGUAAAUCCGAGAGUUAACAAAUAUUCCAAGAAGACAGUGCUGUUUAACGAAGGUUGCUUAUCUUUUCCAAGAAUCUAUGCUGAUGUAGAGAGACCAGAAUCCAUAAAGAUUGAUGCACGAGAUGUCAAUGGUGCAAGAUUUACAGUUAAUUUGUCAGGGCUUCCUGCACGGAUUUUCCAACAUGAAUUUGACCACCUUCAGGGGAUUCUGUUCUUUGACAGAAUGACAGAUGAAGUUCUUGACAGUAUUCGCACACAGCUAGAGGCCUUAGAAAAGAAAUAUGAGGAUAUGACUGGACUCCCCAGCCCUGAAAAGGUAGAAACCCGAAAAAGGAAGAAAGCUGCUGCUGGUUUUGGAAAAUCAUGAAUGUCUAGAGAGGCUUCCUCAAUCAUGUCAGGUUCAUGACAAACAGAAAUUAAUUAAAACUUUGAUUCCUUUUUGUUGUCAUCUCAUUUACCCUUUAGAUUGUGUGCUGAUUUAGGUGGCUGUGAUGCUGAAAGUGCCAAUUACUGGAGGUUGUUCACAGGACCAUAAUAGCUUAAAUACAAGAAUCAUGGAGUUUUGUAGGUUUAAUAGAUGAUACAAGUUGUCAAGUUCAGGGAGGCAUGUGAUUCAUGUCUUUUUCGUAAAACAAUUAGCAAUUAGUUAUUGUUCAUAGGUUAUCUUGUUAAUUGGUAAAUGGGAAAAUUGAAGUCUACCCUUAGUUUCUUAACAGGUUUCCUAUCUGUUCACUCAUUUAUCCAUUCUCAUCAUCUUUUAUAACUCAUUUUCUUUCCCAUAUAGUUUCAAAAUUUCACCCCAUACGACAAGUAUUAUAUUGUGUUGUUUGAUGGUGAAUUACUUCCCUUCUUUUUGGAGCUUUGUGUUCUUUUUCUUUGGUAUUCAAGUUUAUUAAUUUUGCUGAAGUUUGCAAUUGAUUAUGUCCUUACUUGGUAUUUAUUCCUUUUAACUUACACAUUGCAAUACACAGCGUUUGCGAAUGAUGUUCCACAAUACUGUUCAUGUGGCCAAAUGAUCUUGAUGAACCCUUCCUUUUCACUAUUUCAAUAUAUGGUUACUAGAUAGUAGAUUGU